GGAAUCCAUGGCUUUCACCAUGUUGAGACCCGUCGCUGCCCGGCAUUUUUACCCGGACAUUAGUCUUCACUCCGACGAUGAUGCGAAUGAGAGUGAAGGGUCCGACCAGUCCCUGGACUGUUGCGGCGGCUCUCGCAAACGGAGGAGGCUGGGCUGUACCAAGAGCACCAUGGUGGUGAAGCACCGACAAGCCGCCAACGCCAGGGAGAGGGACAGGACUCACAGCGUGAAUACAGCUUUCAGCGCCCUCAGGACCCUCAUCCCCACCGAGCCUGCCGACAGGAAACUCUCCAAGAUCGAGACCCUCCGCCUGGCGUCCAGCUACAUCUCCCACCUGGGGAACAUCCUGCUGGUGGGAGAGGAGUGUGUGGAUGGUCAGCCGUGCCUGGCCACCGUCUACAGCAGCCAGAAUGAGUACGAGAGCUCGCAGCCCAGGUCCAUCUGCACCUUCUGCCUGAGCAACCAGAGGAAAGGGGUUAAGGAAAAGGACGGGAAGAGCGGGUAUUCGAAGCUCAGGGGACCGGGCACUUUGCGGAUGCAGCGCCAGUGAGUGAGACAGAGGCUGAGAGAGUGAGAGAGGUUUUCACUCAGUCUGCGGACCAGGCUGCAAUCUGAAAGGGAGACGACAAAGAGGGGCUGGUAGCAAACACAAGACACGGUGGAAAAUCUUCUGCACGGCGCAUGGACACAGCCUCUGAUACCCCUGUGCUCCCUCCCACUCUACCCCUUCGUUCGCACUUCGAAAAACCUCGAACUAAAAACUUUGAAUUUUUUUGAACUAAACGCUCCAAUCCUGCUGCACUCCACAGACUAUACAGUGAGAGCUUGGUGUUGAAGGCGUUACAGAGAGAGAAAGAGACAGAGUGUGACACUUUAAAAUAUGCUGAAGUCUAUCUCCAUUUGGGGAGAUCUGGCCUUUUCUAAGUUGUUAUGUUGUAUCUGCUGUAUUUUUUUUAAGAAAACUAACCAAAAUGUGAAAAAUAAAAGAGAGAUAAGUUCUG
Molecule: messenger RNA, 1001 nt
Organism: Rhincodon typus (whale shark)
Lineage: Eukaryota; Metazoa; Chordata; Chondrichthyes; Orectolobiformes; Rhincodontidae
Gene: tcf15
Product: transcription factor 15
Exons: 2
Coding region: 8-550 (180 amino acids)
Biological process (GO): regulation of transcription by RNA polymerase II; developmental process
Molecular function (GO): protein dimerization activity; DNA-binding transcription factor activity, RNA polymerase II-specific; RNA polymerase II transcription regulatory region sequence-specific DNA binding
Source: RefSeq, a predicted model, not a curated record